Messenger RNA from Limulus polyphemus (Atlantic horseshoe crab), 559 nucleotides. RefSeq names its product COP9 signalosome complex subunit 1-like. The annotation marks the transcript as partial. NCBI's taxonomy places the organism in Eukaryota, Metazoa, Arthropoda, Merostomata, Xiphosura, Limulidae. The record is from RefSeq and is a predicted model, not a curated record. Gene Ontology annotation, cellular component: COP9 signalosome. The transcript is spliced from 5 exons.
UUUCAGCUUCUUUCUCCUAGCAAUGUUGCAAUGUACGGAGGUUUGUGUGCAUUGGCUUCUUUUGACAGACAAGAACUUCUAAAAAAUGUGAUAUCAAGCAGUUCUUUCAAAUUGUUUCUUGAGCUGGAACCACAGCUUCGAGAUAUCGUCUUCAGAUUUUAUGAAUCGAAGUACGCUUCAUGUUUGAAACUUCUGGAUGAAAUCAAGGAUAACCUGUUACUAGACGUGUACCUGGCCCCGCACGUGAACACGCUCUAUACACAAAUAAGGAACAGAGCACUGGUGCAGUACUUUAGCCCCUACUUGUCAGCAGACAUGAGGAAAAUGGCAGCAGCAUUUAAUACGUCAGUUUCAGCAUUGGAAGAUGAACUCAUGCAGCUUAUCCUGGACGGACAAGUACAGGCUCGCAUCGAUUCCCAUAACAAGAUUCUUUAUGCUAAGGAUAUUGAUCAAAGGAGCACAACGUUCGAAAAGUCUCUCAACAUGGGCCUUCAAUACCAGAGGAGGACAAAAGUAUGAAUCCUGUUUUGUAUCACGUUGUCUGUGAUUGUUUCUUAUU